Molecule: messenger RNA, 948 nt
Organism: Teleopsis dalmanni
Lineage: Eukaryota; Metazoa; Arthropoda; Insecta; Diptera; Diopsidae
Product: coactosin-like protein
Exons: 4
Coding region: 538-933 (131 amino acids)
Biological process (GO): regulation of actin filament polymerization
Cellular component (GO): actin filament; site of polarized growth; cortical actin cytoskeleton
Molecular function (GO): actin filament binding
Source: RefSeq, a predicted model, not a curated record
UCACUCGAGUUUUAUUCGAGAGCAACAACCGUGCGAGUUGGACGUCUAUUUUCGAGUUUGUCGUGUUGACGGUUAAACCUAAGCUAAUACCUAAAAUAAUAUUUUUUUUAAAUUUCAAUUUCAAUUUCUUAAAGUGCAAUUUUGUGCUAUUUUAAAUUUUGUGAUUUUUUUAUAACGUCGGCAAGCUUUAAACAAAAUAAAAGUUUCCUUGUCUGCCUUAAUUUGGUGUCUUAAACGCUACUUGUACGUCAUAUGAAGACCGGCUAAACGCCAAUACAAACACGCAGACACAGACAGCUUCUGUCCCUAAUACUUAACUACUCCAACAGUGCUCCAGUGUGCACGCACAGCUUCCAAAGCAAACAAGCACAAAAACUGCCACAACUUCACAUAACAGCACAAAAAGUAUCUGCCAGCGCAUUCUCAUACAGUACAAAAGCAUUUAACAACACCCAGCACACAGCACACAGCAUAAAUCUUACAGCAUCCAGAACCCAGAAUCGAGCAUCAAGCAGCUAACAACUAACAGCCAGAAUCAUGUCUGACGGUAUUGAAGUUGAACAAAUGGUCGAAACCAAACCAAGAAGGAUGCCCGUAGCUACUUCCUUGGAUAAAGAUGCAAUUCGUGAAGCAUAUGAAGAUGUACGUUCUGAUCUCACAGACACGGAAUGGGCCGUCUUUAAGUUUGAUGGACCUCGUAUAUUAUGUACGGCACGUGGACAAUGCUUUGAAGAGUUCCGUAACCAAUUCGGUGACAAUGAACGUGCAUUCGGUUAUAUUAGAAUACAAAUGGGUGAUGAAAUGUCGAAGAGGAAAAAAUUCAUCUUUCUAACAUGGAUCGGUCAAGAUGUUGGUGUAAUUCAACGUGCUAAAAUGUCUACAGAUAAGGCACUCAUUAAGGAUGUAUUAAAUGUAAGACCAAUAUAUAUGUAAUACAUUUCUUGUUUG